AACCAAUUCAGCCCACAACUACAACAACCUGACUGCAGUUGUAUCCUCGCUUCCAAUUUGCGCCAACACUAGUUGUACUCAAAACCCACGCGCAUGCGCAUACUUGAAGUAUGGCGACGCCGAACCCCAUACAAAACGCUCCCAUGCCACCAGAACAACGCUUAGCCCUCGAACAACAAGAGCGCUACCAACGUAUAACACGCAACUUAGCUAUCAGUGGUCUGGUUGUAUGUCCCAUCAUCGCGCUCCUUCCUCCUCGAAAACUGGACAUGUACACUUUCUCCCUGGGAGUGGCCUUCUACUUAUCCGCCGACCACCUCACUGCCCUUCGUACAGGCCGCGGUCUCGUCCAAAACAUGUCCCCCUGGGGAGCAGUAGAUUUGCCUACCGAGCGUGCCAAGGAAGUUCAAAGAAUACUACGAGAAGAGCGCGAGAAGAGCCGGAAGAUGUUUGAAAGGAACGAGGGGCAGGAGAAGGGUAUACUGAGUAAACUCUGGAUGGGAGACGAGGAAGAGGGUUGGAAGGAGAAGCGACUGGAAGAGGAGAGGAAGGCACUGGAGGAAGGUAAGGGCUACGGGGAGCUGAUAAUUGAACAAAUUUGGGAUGUGUGGAAUUGGAAUAAGAAGAAGGGAAAAGAGGACGACGGGAAAAAGGAGUAAAUGUCACUCCGAUCCAUAAUAGUCUGUCUUUUCUGUAUACUACAGCAUGUACAUUAUGAUCUUGGGAGUUGGCUGCUCCAAGAGCAGGGUGUUCGGGGAUGGUUUUCUCUACGAAGCGAUGAGCCAUCUACGUGCACGAUUUCCAAAA
This is a messenger RNA of Pyrenophora tritici-repentis Pt-1C-BFP, 807 nucleotides long. RefSeq lists its product as uncharacterized. NCBI's taxonomy places the organism in Eukaryota, Fungi, Ascomycota, Dothideomycetes, Pleosporales, Pleosporaceae. The record is from RefSeq and is a predicted model, not a curated record.